AGAGAAUUCCGGAAAAAUUAUUAAUGACUAUGAGUUCGUUUCUGAUGAACCCCGUCUCGGGUUAUCAGCAGCCGCAGCACAUUUCGGCUGGGGUCGUGGUGGAUCCUAAGUUUCCCCCAAGUGAAGAAUAUAGUCAAAGCAGUUACAUACCGUCAUCUACGGACAAUUUUUUCGGAAACCACCAUUUAAAUCAACCUCAGCACCAUUUGCAAUACGGCUACCACAACCAUCAUCAAGCAGGUACUUAUGGAUCGGCCGGCGUCCCAUUAUCUAACUCGGGUUAUGGCGGUUACGGAAAUUAUUACCAUCACCAACUCCAUCACGCGGCAGCGCCAAUUCAUCAAAUUCGCCCUCCGGUUCAACCAAUACACGACUCUCAAAGUCAGCUGCUCAAUUGUGGUUCCCUGCCAACAAAUCAUCCGCAACCGCCAACGACAAGUUCCUCUAAUCUUCUUCAAAAUCUGGGGGAUAUGUCGCCCAACGUUUCCCAACCUAGUGACGUGAACUCUAGUGUAUGUAGUCCAGCUUCUGUUGGACAUGGACAAGAGUCAAGAUCGCCGCCUGGUGCACACUCCUUGCAGGAAUUGGGUCUGAGGUUGGAAGAUAAUGCGUCCGAUGAACAAGAUGAACUUGAUGAUGGUCAAGGCAGUUCCACUAACAACGACGAAGACGAUGACGACGACGAAAAUGGAGACCGCCAGAUCUACCCAUGGAUGCGCAAGGUGCAUGUGGCUGGAGCUUUUGCAAACGCGAAUGAAAUUUCAGCUAAUGGCACAAAUGGCAGUUUUGCGCCUGGCAUGGAACCCAAACGACAAAGGACGGCCUACACCCGGCAUCAAAUUCUCGAAUUGGAAAAGGAGUUCCACUACAACCGUUACCUGACUAGAAGAAGACGUAUAGAAAUUGCCCAUACCCUUGUCCUUAGCGAGAGACAAAUCAAAAUUUGGUUCCAAAACAGACGUAUGAAGUGGAAGAAAGAUAACAAAUUACCGAACACGAAAAACGUGCGUCGAAAAACAAACCCAGCCGGCGUCACGACUACCACGGCGACGCCCGGAACUCCGGCAAACGGAAAAUCGUCAGCAGGCAGCGGGGGCGGCAAGGGCCGGGGCGCGGGGAAAGCGCAAAAUGGUCCCGCCUCCUCAAACAACAACGAUAAGAGGAAGAACAAUAAUACACGAGAGUUGGACGGUUUGGACCAGAACAUGUUAGACAUGUCUCUAACUGGGGCUCACCAACUACCAACAACUAUCUCCGGUCAUUCCCAUGCUCACCCGAUGUCAGUAAGUAACCUUCACCACGCAAACACCAUGCUACAUGGAGACCCAUCGAUGACCCAUAUAGGUGCCGCGAUGACUGGUCCACCGAUGACACCAUUAGCACCAUCUCCGGGCUGUGGUCCUAUACAGGGUGCUCCACAGCCUGUUAUUAAAUCGGACUACGGUUUAACGGCACUGUAAUAUAAAAGGUGGCGAUAGACAUAGAUUCGUUUAGCGGUUAGAUAAAAGGUAUGGUUGGGAGUUGGUUGUGUAGUGUAAAUAUUAAAUACUUUUUGAGUUAAAGGAUAUUUUGGUUAUAUCAAAGGAAUCAUUCAAGAUAUUAGUAGCUAGUUUCAGCACUUAAACUUGGCCUGAUUAUUGCAGUCAGAUGGAUUCAUUUGAUCUUUACAAGUGGAAAAUAACUGUUUAUUAAUUAUUUGUACAUAAUGUAUCUAUAAAUAUGGAAUAUGUCGUCCAUCACACCUACUUAUUUUACUGUAAAUAAAAACACCGACAAUAUAAGCGCGUUUUUUGUUGUAUAUAAUAAUCGUAAUAUAAGUGUUGUGACAUGACAAUGAAAAUUGUAAAUGGGCAAAGAGCAUUUCCAUUUGGAAAUCGUAUUUAUAAUGAUUUUAUUUCCACCUGCAUUUUCACACUUCUUCGCAUUUUAUCAAAAAAUCUGGUUUGCCAAUUUUUCAAAUCACCCGAUAUAGUGAAUGACACAACCUCCGUACGCAAACCAAAAAUGUUUAGUUGUACCCAUUUUCUUUAAAAUUGCAUAGUGCUGUAGCAAAAUAUCUAUUCGGUGUAAAUAGUACGAAAUUUUUUUAAUUGUGUAAAUAAUUUUGACAUCUCGCGUUAAAUAAAUUGCAUUAUUUUAUCUAGUCGGUGGAAAUUCGGGAAUAGAUAAUGAAUCUAUUCAUUUUCCGAUGAACUUUUAUUUAUGACCAAACAAACGACGAUGUUUUGGUUUACAAAUAAUUUUGUGCCAUUUUUUGUUGUUAAUUCGAUAAAUAUUUUUAAAUAAAAUGUGCAUGAUGCGUUUCUAGGAAUUAAUCGGUAAUCUUUUGUUUUUUUUUUGUUGGCGAAAAGUAUCGUUUAUCCACCGCGAACGCGUUUCUAUGUCAUGUGGAUAACCCUGAAAAUAUUUAAUAAAUGAAUGUAUUUACCUGCAACGGUAUUGCAAAAUAAUCAAUACCACAUUUUAAGUUUCAAUAGUUAUUUUUUCCGUAAUGUGUUUUCGCGUCCGUUGCUGAUUUUUUUUAAUAUUGUUAAUAAAAGGAUGACGAACCCA
This is a messenger RNA of Cylas formicarius (sweet potato weevil), 2553 nucleotides long. It is a transcript of the gene Dfd, whose product is annotated as homeobox protein Hox-C4. Bases 24 to 1460 code for a protein of 478 amino acids. The transcript is spliced from 5 exons. Gene Ontology annotation, biological process: regulation of transcription by RNA polymerase II; anterior/posterior pattern specification. The record is from RefSeq and is a predicted model, not a curated record. Lineage: Eukaryota; Metazoa; Arthropoda; Insecta; Coleoptera; Brentidae. Gene Ontology annotation, molecular function: DNA-binding transcription factor activity, RNA polymerase II-specific; RNA polymerase II cis-regulatory region sequence-specific DNA binding. Gene Ontology annotation, cellular component: nucleus.